Messenger RNA from Carlito syrichta (Philippine tarsier), 2700 nucleotides. It is a transcript of the gene TGFBR3, whose product is annotated as transforming growth factor beta receptor 3. Lineage: Eukaryota; Metazoa; Chordata; Mammalia; Primates; Tarsiidae. The transcript has 16 exons. The record is from RefSeq and is a predicted model, not a curated record. The coding region runs from base 120 to 2672 and encodes 850 amino acids.
AGGCAAUUGGAAAAGUGCAGAGAAGGAUUCAAGACCAUUUCUGAUUUGCAGAGAUUGUCUGAGUUCUGAAGGACGACAGAUUGAGGUAACUGGAUGAGCACAGUGUUGGAGAAAUAAAAAUGACUUCCUGCUAUGUGGCCGCCAUGUUUGCCCUGAUGAGUUCCUCUUUAGCCACUGCUGGUCCAGAACCUGGUGUGCAGUGUGAACUGGCACCCGUCAACGCCUCCCACCCUGUCCAAGCCUUGAUGGAGAGCUUCACCGUCUUGUCAGGUUGUGCCAGCCGGGGCACAACUGCACUGGCCCAGGAAGUACACGUCCUGAAUCUCCGAGCCGCGGACCCAGGGCCUGGUCAGCCGCAGAGAGAGGUCACGCUGCACCUGAAUCCCAUCUCCUCGGUCCACAUUCACCACAAGCCUGUUGUGUUCCUGCUAAAUUCUCCACAGCCCCUCAUCUGGCAUCUAAAGACAGAGAGACUUGCCACUGGGGUCUCCCGACGUUUCUUGGUGUCUGAGGGUUCUGUGGUCCAGUUUUCGUCGGGAAACUUCUCCUUGACAGCAGAAACAGAAGAAAGGAACUUCCCCCAUGGAAAUGAACAUCUGUUAAAUUGGGCCCGAAAGGAGUAUGGAGCAAUUACUUCAUUCACCGAACUCAAGAUAGCAAGAAACAUUUAUAUUAAAGUGGGGGAAGAUCAAGUGUUCCCUCCCACAUGCAACAUCGGGAAAAAUUUCCUCUCGCUCAAUUACCUUGCCGAGUACCUGCAGCCCAAACCCGCAGAAGGGUGUGUGAUGUCCAGCCAGCCCCAGGAUAAGGAAGUACACAUCAUCGAGUUAAUCACCCCCAACUCUAACCCCUACAGUGCUUUCCAGGUGGACAUAAUAAUUGACAUAAGACCUUCUCGAGAAGAUUCUGAGGUGGUCAAAAAUCUCAUCCUGAUCUUGAAGUGCAAAAAGUCUGUGAACUGGGUGAUCAAAUCGUUUGAUGUUAAGGGAAAACUGAAAGUUAUUGCUCCUAACAGUAUUGGCUUCGGGAAAGAGAGUGAAAGAUCUAUGACAAUGACCAAAUCAGUAAGAGAUGACAUUCCUUCAACCCAAGGGAAUCUGGUGAAGUGGGCUUUGGACAAUGGCUAUAGUCCAGUAACAUCAUACACAAUAGCUCCCGUGGCUAACAGGUUUCAUCUUCGACUUGAAAACAAUGAGGAGAUGCGAGAUGAGGAAGUCUACACCAUCCCUCCCGAACUCCGGAUCCUGUUGGACCCUGGCAUCCUGCCUGCCCUGCCGAAUCCGCCCAUCCGGGGAGGGGGCAGCCGAAAUGGAGGGUUCCCCUUUCCUUUCCCUGAUAUCUCCAGGAGGGGAUGGAAGGAAGGGGGAGAAGAUGGGAUUCCUCAGCCAAGGGACCCUAUCAUCCCCGGCAUACAACUAUUUCCUGGUCCCAGAGAGCCAGAAGAGGUGCAAGGGAGCAUGGAUGUUGCCCUGUCCGUCAAAUGUGACAAUGAGAAGAUGGUCGUGGCUGUAGAAAAAGAUUCCUUUCAGGCCAAUGGCUACCCAGGGUUGGAGCUCACCCUGCUGGAUCCUACCUGCAAAGCCCAGAUGAAUGGCACCCACUUUGUCUUGGAGUCUCCCCUGAACGGCUGUGGUACUCGGCACCAGCGGUCAGCCCCUGAUGGCGUGGUGUACUAUAACUCCAUUGUGAUACAAGCUCCAGUCCCUGGGGAUGGUAGCGGUUGGCCAGAUGGGUAUGAAGAUUUGGAGUCAGGGGAUAACGGAUUUCCAGGAGACAUGGAUGAAGGAGAUCCUUCUUUACUCAGCCGACCUGAGAUUGUGGUGUUUAAUUGCAGCCUGCGGCAGGUGGGGAAUCCUAGUAGUGUCCAAGACCAGCCCCAUGAAAACAUCACCUUCAACAUGGAGCUGUACAACACUGACCUCUUUCUGAUGCCCUCCCAGGGGGUCUUCUCUGUGGCAGAGAAUGGACAUAUCUAUGUCGAGGUGUCUGUUACAAAGGCUGACCAGGAACUGGGAUUCGCCAUCCAAACCUGCUUUAUCUCUCCGUAUUCAAACCCUGAUAGGAUGUCUGAUUAUACCAUCAUUGAGAACAUUUGUCCUAAAGAUGAAUCUGUAAAAUUCUACAGUUCCAAGAGAGUGCACUUCCCUAUCCCACAAGCCGAAAUGGAUAAGAAGCGAUUCAGCUUUGUCUUCAAGCCUGUCUUCAACACCUCGCUGCUGUUUCUGCAGUGUGAGCUGACACUCUGUACCAAGAAGGAGAGACACCCCCAGAAGUUGCCGAAGUGUGUGCCACCCGACGAAGCCUGCACCUCGCUGGACGCCUCCAUGAUCUGGGCCAUGAUGCAGAAUAAGAAGACAUUCACCAAGCCCCUCGCUGUGAUCCACCAUGAAGGAGAGCCCAAAGCUAAAGGUCCAAGCGUUAAGGAACCGAAUCCAAUUUCUCCACCAAUUUUCCACGGUCUGGACACCCUCACUGUGAUGGGCAUUGCGUUUGCAGCAUUUGUGAUUGGAGCACUCCUGACGGGCGCCUUGUGGUAUAUCUAUUCCCACACAGGGGAGGCGACAGGAAGGCAGCAAGUCCCCACCUCCCCGCCAGCCUCGGAAAACAGCAGCGCGGCCCACAGCAUUGGUAGCACUCAGAGCACGCCAUGUUCCAGCAGCAGCACAGCCUAGCCCAGCCCUGCCUGGCCCAGCCCAGCCC